GUCUUGUGCUAUGUUUGCUCGAAGCAACAAAUAUCGCUUGAGACUUGAAAAAACAGCAACAAAAAUGCGCUUCUUUGGCUUGGGCCUGCUGGCAGUGCUGCUGCUGAGCUUGCAAUUGGCUGCGGCAGAUGUUUCGCAGUUGGUGCGUUCUGGUAAUGGCUUUGUCUACGAUGUGCCGCGGGUUACGCAGCUGGAGCUGGAGGUCAACAAUGAGUUUCCCACAGGCCAGGAGUUUCCACAGGACGCCAUACCCGUAGCACCCUCAGACGCUGAGCUGGGCGUAGCCGAGCCAGAGCCAGACGCAUAUCCCGACAGCUCCACCUACGUUUCGUCCAAGGAUCAUGGCUAUGCUUAUCAAGUGCCCAGCAAGCGCUUCAAGAGCUAAGCUGCAAGUUUUCUAAUCUAUUAACUGUUUGUACCAAAGUCUGAGCGCACUAAAUAACAAAAAUUUGGAACUAUAA
This is a messenger RNA of Drosophila busckii, 461 nucleotides long. RefSeq lists its product as uncharacterized. The record is from RefSeq and is a predicted model, not a curated record. The coding region runs from base 11 to 385 and encodes 124 amino acids. The transcript has 2 exons. NCBI's taxonomy places the organism in Eukaryota, Metazoa, Arthropoda, Insecta, Diptera, Drosophilidae.